UUCAUAUUACUACUAAUGCUGUUUCUGAGUAAAGGAACAACACAAACAUGUCGGAGUAGGAGAGGCUGAAACGUUAACCAGCAACGGCCACUCGCAGUCACAUAAUUUAGUCGUCGAUUCAACCGACCGCUAUAUGAUUCCCGUCGUGUUAACGGCCGACAACCCAGAAAGAUGCCGCAGAAAGCACUGGGAUCCAUUGUAGGUCUUCUUUGUACCGGGACCUGUCUGGUGCAGGGGAAGGAGUUCUGUUUUGGGGUAAACAAUGAACAGUACCGCUGUGAGAUGGGGUACUGCUGUGGAGAGACAGAGUGCUGCACCUACUACUAUGAGCUCUGGUGGUUCUGGUUGGUAUGGACCCUGAUCAUCAUGCUUAGCUGCUGCUGUGCCUACCGACACCGGAGGGUUAAGAUGCGUCUUCAGCAGGAGCAGCGUCAACGUGAGAUCAGCCUCAUGGCCUACCAGGGAGCCUCCAGCUCCUUUAUAUCCCCUCCACCGCUUAAUUUAAGGUUCUGGAACGACUGCAAACUUCCUGACUAUGAAGAGGUGGUCGGUCACCCCCCGACACCACCUCCUCCUUACUCUGAAAAUCCUCCUGAGACCACUCCAGCACUCCCUUCACAAGUGAGCCAGCCUGACGCUGCCACGGUGCCACAACCACUGGCUGAGGCGGACCCGAUGAUGGACAGUCAGGCCUCAGGCUCAUCUUCAGACCAGGAAGCAGUGUCAAUGCCCAUCCAAGCACAGUGUCUGGCAGAGGAGAACGUGGAGGCUCCGUUGAUGAUGGCGGCGGCGGCGGAGGAAGAGGAGGAAGAUGAUGAUGAAGAGCUUGUGACUCGGCGUCGCCACGUGACUGGCGACUCUGGGAUUGAGGUGUGCGUUUGCCAGCUGGACGUUGACGAGGGCUCGGGGCUUGAGGAGGAAAGCGACGAGGAGCACCGAAUGUGCAAAGUCACCGGUCGGGACUUCUGCUCCGAGCACCAGCAGCAGACCUUCAGACAGAAGGAGCAUACCUCUGAGCUGCCCAGCCAGACCGCCAGCACCAGCACUGGGGACCACAUGGUGUGAUCCACAGCUUAACUAACCAGCCAACCAGUGCGGCUUUCUGUUUCACACAGGGUGAUACGAGAUAGCGGUUGUCCUUAAUGGCUCCUGAUUAGGAAACAUGAAUAACACAUUGAGUAGACAAAAAUCC
Chelmon rostratus (copperband butterflyfish) is the source of this 1192-nucleotide messenger RNA. RefSeq names its product WW domain binding protein 1 (gene wbp1). The transcript is spliced from 4 exons. The record is from RefSeq and is a predicted model, not a curated record. NCBI's taxonomy places the organism in Eukaryota, Metazoa, Chordata, Actinopteri, Chaetodontiformes, Chaetodontidae. Bases 172 to 1065 code for a protein of 297 amino acids.